UGGGGAAAAAAACCUGUAACUCGGCUAGGGUGGGUGGGAUGGAACUUAUCCCCAAAUAAACCGCUAAAGAUGAUUUAACCUUAUCCUCUACACCUCUACCCCCAAUACAGCAAAAUUCAGUUUUUCUUGCCCUCUUUCGGACCAUGGCUCCAAAAAGCUCUUCUUUUGAGAACAGAACCACCUCCUCUCUUCUUUCUCCCAAACCCUAGAUCUCAUUUACCCAGAAAACUUCCUCUGAAUCACAGUAUACACGUCCUAAAUUCCAUAUGUUAUUGACAUUUUGGAAUAAGUUGAUAUAUAUGUCGUUUCCCCAAUUCGAUUCAACAUUCCACGAAUUCCCCCCAUUCAAACGAUGAUUUCAAACCCCAAUUCCAUCUUCUACGCCUGUAUUGCGAGCAAAACCACGAUCUUGGCCGAAUUCAACACGCACGACGCCGAUCUCGCAACCCUAGCUCUCAAAUGCCUCGAAAAGGCCCCACCUUUACACACCUCCUUCUCCCAUACGAUCAGAAACAAAACAUACACUUUCUUGAUCGAAGAACCCUUCGUAUAUUUCUCAAUCUCUGAUGAAGCCCUAGAAAACCCAGAAGUCCUUUUCUUCCUCAAAAGCGUCAAGGAAGCGUUUGAUCAGAUAGUUGGUCAUAUGACUGACUUAGCGUUUGUUGAGAAUUUGAGUUCCCAUUGCUUUCAAGGGGAAUUCAAUCCGAUUUUCCACCAAUUGUUGGCACCUCACGCAGCGGACUUGGAAGGCCCGAAUUCGAGAAGGGAGGUGUUGUACCAUGAGCGUAGUGGGAGUUUGGAUUCGCCGAGGGGGAAGAGGAUUGGAUCGGUGCCUUUGCUUGGGGGAGGGGCGGAUUCGGCUAUGAGCUUGAAGAAGAAGAAAAAGAGAAGGAAUAAUGUCAAUGAUGGUGAAUCCAAUGGGGAAGAGAAAGAUGUGUUUGGUGAGAACAAGGUUGAUGUGUUUGAUGAUGGUGGUGGUGGUGGUGGUGUUUUGAGCAGGGACUUUUCGGUGUCGAUGGCGAAGAGCAGCGGGUUGUUUGCCGGGGAUUUGGGGCAGCAGAAGGCCAAGAAGGUUUGGAAGAAGCAUGUUUGGGUGGUUUUGUCGUUUGAUUUGAUUGUGUGCACCAUCUUGUUUGGGGUGUGGUUGUGGGUUUGCAGGGGAUUCAAGUGCAUUGAUGGUUGAAUUGAAUUGGGUCUGGGUGUUGUUCUGCCCUGGUUUUUGGGUAAUAUUGAUUUCUCUGGAUUGAAGUUCAAUUCUAUACUCUUGUACGUGUCGAAUUGUUGUUGAGUUUCUACUGGUAACGUCUGUGUUUUCUGGCUAGGGAAUGCAGUCUUAAGGUUAUAGUUUUCUCUUUAUACGAUUCCUAUUAUGCCUCGAGGAUACUGGGAUUUUGUGGUCUACAUAUGCAAAUAUUGUUUCUUUUAUGGUAAUUUUGUACUCCCAAGUGAUAUGGUGGAUUUGAAUUGAAUGUUUUGGAGCA
This is a messenger RNA of Rhododendron vialii, 1481 nucleotides long. Its product is annotated as phytolongin Phyl2.2. The record is from RefSeq and is a predicted model, not a curated record. The coding region runs from base 353 to 1183 and encodes 276 amino acids. The transcript has a single exon. Gene Ontology annotation, cellular component: membrane. Lineage: Eukaryota; Viridiplantae; Streptophyta; Magnoliopsida; Ericales; Ericaceae.